CACUCCUCCGACCUCCGCACACACUCUCCCCCAUCUCGGCCAUGGCGGCGGCGGCGGCGGCGGCGGCGGAGAAGAAGAAGACGUUCGUGCUCUACCCGUCGCUGGGCGUGGGCCACCUGAACCCCAUGGUGGAGCUGGCCAAGCACCUGCUCCGCCGCGGCCACGGCGCCGUCGUCGCCGUCGUCGACCCGCCGGACGGCGACGCCACCUCGGCCGCCGCGGUGGCGCGCCUCGCCGAGGCCAACCCAUCCAUCGCCUUCCGUCUCCUCCCGGCCCCGGCCAGCCCGGACCCCGCCGCGCACCCCAUCAAGCGCGCCCACGACACGCUCCGCCUCGCCAAUCCCGCGCUCCGGGCCUUCCUGCGCGCGCUGCCGGCCCCCGCCGACGCGCUGCUGCUCGACAUGUUCUGCGUCGACGCGCUCGACGUCGCCGCCGACCUCGCCCUCCCCGCCUACUUCUUCUUCGCAUCCGCGGCAAGCGACUUCGCCCUCUUCCUCAACAUGCCCUACCUCUACCCGGGCCUGCCGUCGUUCAAGGACAUGGGCGACACGCUCGUGCGCUGCCCCGGCAUGCGCCCGAUCCGCGCGGUGGACAUGCCGCUGUCGGUGCAGGACAAGGAGCUGGACAUGACCAUAGCCCGGAUGUACCAGUUCAAGCGCAUCGCCGAAGGGAGGGGCGUCCUGGUCAACAGCUUCGACUGGCUGGAGCCCACGGCUCUCAAGGCUCUCGCCGCCGGCGUCUGCGUGCCCGGCCGGCCGACGCCCAGGGUGUUCUGCAUCGGGCCGUUGGUCAACGACGGCAAGAAGACCGGGGACGGCGAGACGCGGCGGCACGAGUGCCUCGCGUGGCUGGACGCGCAGCCGGAGCGGAGCGUGGUGUUCCUCUGCUUCGGCAGCAUCGGCGCCGUAUCGGCGGAGCAGCUGAAGGAGAUAGCUCACGGGCUCGACAACUCCGGCCACCGAUUCCUGUGGGUCGUGCGUACCCCUCCGGUUGAUCCGGCCAAAUUCUUCGAGCCGCGCCCGGAGCCAGACCUGGACGCGCUCCUCCCGGAGGGGUUCAUGGAGAGGACACGAGACAGAGGCAUGGUGCUGAAGAUGUGGGUGCCGCAGGCGGAGGUGCUGCAGCAUGCCGCCACCGGCGCCUUCGUGACGCACUGCGGUUGGAACUCGACGCUGGAGGCGAUCAUGGCAGGGGUGCCGAUGAUAUGCUAUCCGAUGUAUGCAGAGCAGGCCCUGAACAAAGUGUUCAUGGUGGAGGAGAUGAAGAUCGCCGUCCCAUUGGAGGGGUAUGAGAAGAGGAUGGUAAAGGCGGAGGAGAUAGAGGCUAAGGUGAGGCUGGUGAUGGAAACUGAGGAAGGGAUGAAGCUCAAGGAGAAGCUUGCGGCGGCGAGGAAGAUGGCGUCGGACGCGAUCGGCGAAGGCGGGUCUUCUGAAGUGGCAUUCGCAGAGUUCUUGAGGGAUUUGGAGAACAGCAGGAUGGAAAAUGGAGGGUGCAACAAUUGAUCAAGCUGGAUGACAGAUUUGCUCUGGAUUCUGGAAGGAUGGUAGUGACGACUUACAGAAUUCAGAUAAUGCAGAUUUUCUCAGCAGCACAAGAGAAAAAUAUACUCCCUCUGUAAACAAAUAUAAGAACGUUUAGAUCACUAAAGUAGUGAUAUAAAUGUUCUUAUAUUAGUUUAAGUAGUGAUAUAAAUGCUCUUAUAUUAGUUUACGGAGGGAGUAGUUUGUAUUACUGCAUUACUCCAUCUAGUGCAGCAGCGCUCAUUGCUCGCUGAAA
This is a messenger RNA of Hordeum vulgare subsp. vulgare (domesticated barley), 1776 nucleotides long. Its product is annotated as anthocyanidin 5,3-O-glucosyltransferase-like. The record is from RefSeq and is a predicted model, not a curated record. The coding region runs from base 42 to 1502 and encodes 486 amino acids. The transcript has a single exon. Gene Ontology annotation, molecular function: UDP-glycosyltransferase activity. Lineage: Eukaryota; Viridiplantae; Streptophyta; Magnoliopsida; Poales; Poaceae.